Molecule: messenger RNA, 4478 nt
Organism: Psammomys obesus (fat sand rat)
Lineage: Eukaryota; Metazoa; Chordata; Mammalia; Rodentia; Muridae
Gene: Atp6v1a
Product: ATPase H+ transporting V1 subunit A
Exons: 16
Coding region: 466-2319 (617 amino acids)
Biological process (GO): proton transmembrane transport; ATP metabolic process
Cellular component (GO): lysosomal membrane; proton-transporting V-type ATPase, V1 domain
Molecular function (GO): ATP hydrolysis activity; ATP binding; proton-transporting ATPase activity, rotational mechanism
Source: RefSeq, a predicted model, not a curated record
CGCCAUUUCCGGUCCCUAGAGCGUGACUCCACGUCACUUCCUUAGCGAUGCACUUUAACCCUUGCCACCCUCGUUUUCUCUACUGUAGCCUAUCACCCAGUCACUGUGAAAAAGAAAAUAACGCUUUCGCUAACCGCGGAACCGUUCACGCCCGAGCGGCCCGCAGAGACUCAAGCCUGCACGGUGCAGCGUGCCCGGGGAGGGUAAGCGGGGUGGAGCUGGAGGUCACAUGACUAGCCAGGACUGGCCCGCCCCUUGCAGCUGAAGACUUCCCCUCCCUCAGUGACAGAGCCUCUGGGUCAGGUCUAGGUACUGAUUCUGCACUUCGCGCCCCGGCAGGUGAGGUGCGACAGAAGACCUGGAUUCAGUUCCUAACACGGUGACUCACGACUGUCCAUAACUCCAGUUCCAAGGAAUCUGACACCCUCUUCUGGCCUCUUGCAGGUACCAGGUGAAAUUAACACAAUGGAUUUCUCCAGGCUACCCAAAAUACGUGAUGAAGAUAAGGAAAGCACAUUCGGUUAUGUACAUGGAGUGUCAGGGCCUGUGGUUACAGCCUGUGACAUGGCAGGUGCAGCUAUGUAUGAGCUGGUGAGAGUAGGUCACAGCGAGCUGGUUGGAGAGAUUAUUCGAUUGGAAGGUGACAUGGCUACCAUUCAGGUGUAUGAAGAAACUUCUGGAGUCUCUGUUGGAGACCCUGUACUCCGCACUGGUAAACCACUCUCAGUAGAGCUUGGUCCUGGCAUUAUGGGAGCCAUUUUUGAUGGAAUUCAGAGACCUCUAUCAGAUAUCAGCAGUCAGACCCAAAGUAUCUACAUCCCCAGAGGAGUAAAUGUGUCUGCCCUUAGCAGAGAUAUCAAAUGGGAAUUUACACCCAGCAAAAACCUACGGGUUGGUAGUCAUAUCACUGGUGGGGAUAUUUAUGGGAUUGUCAUUGAGAACUCGCUCAUCAAACACAAAAUCAUGUUACCACCACGCAACAGAGGAAGCGUGACUUACAUCGCACCUCCUGGGCAUUAUGAUGCCUCUGAUGUCGUCCUGGAGCUUGAAUUUGAAGGUGUGAAGGAAAAGUUCAACAUGGUUCAAGUAUGGCCUGUGCGUCAGGUGCGGCCCGUCACUGAGAAGCUCCCCGCCAAUCAUCCCUUGCUCACUGGCCAGAGGGUUCUUGAUGCCCUUUUUCCGUGUGUUCAGGGAGGAACUACUGCUAUUCCAGGUGCUUUUGGCUGUGGAAAGACUGUGAUUUCACAGUCUCUAUCCAAGUAUUCCAACAGUGAUGUGAUCAUCUAUGUAGGAUGUGGUGAAAGAGGAAAUGAAAUGUCAGAAGUUCUUCGGGACUUCCCUGAGCUCACUAUGGAAGUUGAUGGUAAAGUAGAGUCGAUCAUGAAGAGAACAGCACUGGUAGCCAAUACCUCUAAUAUGCCUGUGGCUGCACGAGAAGCCUCCAUCUACACUGGAAUUACACUAUCAGAAUAUUUUCGUGACAUGGGCUACCAUGUCAGUAUGAUGGCUGACUCUACCUCUAGAUGGGCUGAGGCCCUCAGAGAAAUUUCUGGUCGCUUAGCAGAAAUGCCUGCAGAUAGUGGAUAUCCUGCAUAUCUUGGUGCCCGGCUGGCCUCUUUCUAUGAACGAGCAGGCAGAGUGAAAUGUCUUGGAAACCCUGAAAGAGAAGGAAGUGUCAGCAUUGUAGGAGCAGUUUCUCCACCUGGUGGUGACUUUUCUGAUCCAGUCACAUCUGCUACUUUGGGUAUUGUUCAGGUGUUCUGGGGCUUGGAUAAGAAGCUAGCUCAGCGCAAGCACUUCCCGUCUGUCAACUGGCUCAUCAGCUACAGCAAGUACAUGCGUGCUUUGGAUGAGUACUAUGACAAACACUUCACAGAGUUCGUUCCUCUGAGGACCAAAGCUAAGGAGAUUCUGCAGGAAGAAGAGGAUCUGGCAGAAAUUGUGCAGCUUGUGGGAAAGGCAUCUUUAGCAGAGACAGAUAAAAUUACUCUGGAGGUAGCAAAACUCAUCAAGGAUGACUUCCUACAACAGAAUGGGUACACUCCUUAUGACAGGUUCUGUCCAUUCUAUAAGACAGUGGGGAUGCUGUCCAACAUGAUUUCAUUUUAUGAUAUGGCCCGUAGAGCUGUUGAAACUACUGCCCAGAGUGACAAUAAAAUCACAUGGUCGAUUAUCCGUGAGCACAUGGGGGAAAUUCUCUAUAAACUUUCCUCCAUGAAAUUUAAGGAUCCAGUGAAAGAUGGUGAGGCAAAGAUUAAGGCCGACUAUGCACAGCUUCUUGAAGAUAUGCAGAAUGCAUUCCGUAGCCUUGAAGAUUAGACUGUGAUUUCUUCCCUCUUCCUCAGCAAGCUCAUAUGUGUAUAUUUUCCUGAAUUUCUCAUCUCACACCCUUUGCUUCCAUAUUGUGCAGCUUUGUGACUAGUGCCCCUGUGUGUUAUUUGUUUUGCUGUUUCUUUGGUAGGUCUUACAAAACAAACAUUCCCUUGUUCCAGUGUUCGCAGGGGCUCCCUGGCCUUCAGCUGAAGUGGUGAAUGUCGUGCAUAUGAUACACAGGCUACGCUACUGUAAACUUGUAUGUAAAGUGGCUCUCCGUCCCCUCAUCUCCAUUAAACUGUAACCAGGACUACUACACGGACUCUGUUGGGAAUGGAAGGCCAGAUCUCUGUACCAGUGGUAGGUACUUAGGAAAUGACUCUGCAUUUGUAGUCAGACCACUAGCGUUUUGUUGAGUGACCGUUUUUGCAGGAAAUAUUUCCACUUAAAAACAUAAGAUUAAUGUUCCAAUUAUUUGUAGCUUCCCCAGUAUCAAUCAGGACCAUUUAUGGGGCACUUGGGAACUAUUUUGUUUUUUAUAACAGGAAUUUGCAAGGCUGAGCAUAUGGAUAAACCAGUUUCCUCUGAAAAUAUGAAAGAAAGAAAAAAGAGCCAGGUGGUCAAACUUAAAUUAACAUCAUCUUGCUAAAGCAUAUUGUAUUCCACUAAGAGAAAUUCAAUAUCAAGGAGUUUUGUGUACUCAAUUACUAGGAAUUUUUUAAGUACAAUUUUAAAAAUCAUUGAAUAUGUGAUCCACAUCAUAGCUAUUCUUUUCCUUGAACUCAGGCAGAAGAGCUUCUCAGAGUGGCAGUGGAGUGGGAAUUAGAAUGCCACAGAGAAACACAGUAGUGCUUAUGGGCAGGUUGCCCCUGUGAGAACCAGCUGCUGUAGAUUUUGGGGCCAGAGCGGCAUUGUUUUCACAGGUACAUGUGUCAUAUGUUUGUUUGCUUGUUGAAAUUCUGAGAGCAACAAGUUUACCAAUUACAGAAAAUAUUAGUUUUAUGUGUUUUCUUGUUCACUGACUCAGAGAGCUUCUUAAAGUAUCUGGUCAUAGCAGCAUGACCAUUUCCAUUCUGUUGAUAGAGAUGAACAUUAUUCUUGCUAACAAAACUGGGUCAUAGAAGAAAAGAGCAAUUUUGUCUCACCGUUUCAGUAUGUUUAAAUAAUAAUUUCCAUGUUUGCAUAAUAAGGCACAUUUCUGCGAGUUUGGAGAGCGAGCUCCCUAUUCGCUCUCUGGCUGAUAGUGCUGGCACCAUGCUUCCUCUUCAAGAGGGGAAAAGGGUAUUGGAACAUGCCUAACACACUCAAGUACACAAGUGUAAUAACGUGAAGUAUUUAUUUUAAGCCUCGGUAUGUUAUUUAAAUUAUUAGGUGGCACAUUUCUUUUGGUCUUUUGGGUAGACAUAGUCAGAUACAGUUCAGACGUGACGUGUAAAUCCUUGCUAGUGCAUGUCUUUACACAGUGGACUGCUCUUCAGGAAGGAUAUUCUUCCAUGUAACAUUUUAAAAACUAUUAAACAAUAUUGGCAGAUCUGGAGUAUGCAAUGACUUACUGAGAUGUGGAUUAAUGGUGCUGCUUAAUCAGUUUGCUUCCAAUGUGGCUUCGUAUCCAGAGGCCAUGACUAGUGGAAAUGAAAAAGAUUUCGAAAACCUUCUACUUAUACCUACCAGCAAACUAGGCUUGUGAUCAGAAUGAAUGAUCCAAAGAAACUACUUGACCAAGUUUGUUUUUUGUUGUCCUGGAGUUGAGAUGUGCGUUCUUCCUGCUUUUAAGAAUGUUGAUGUAUGAGUGUGAAGAAGCUAGAGAAAUGAUGCUCAGAUUUUCACUGUAACCUUCCCUAACCCACAUUGUAAAGUUUCAAAUUGUUCACUCAUAGUGUUUCUUUAGUAAGAAUGUGUUAAAAUACAGCAGUCUUUUUAAAAGAUUAUGCAGUUCUCUAUUUAUUGUGCUGUGCCUGGUCCUGAGUGCAGCCAGUUAAACAAGUUUCGUAUGUAUUUUUCCAGUGUUAAAUCUCACACCUGUACCCUUUGGAAACUUCCAUCCUGAACAAUGAAUAGAAGAGUUCAUAUAAAUUGCCUCUUUAUCCUUAAGAUUUCACUAUCUAUGUUAAGAGUAAUGUAUAAUUAUUAAAAUCUAUGAAAAAUAAAAAGUGGAUUUAAAUUAA